Messenger RNA from Thecamonas trahens ATCC 50062, 1071 nucleotides. RefSeq lists its product as uncharacterized. The record is from RefSeq and is a predicted model, not a curated record. Lineage: Eukaryota; Apusomonadida; Apusomonadidae. The transcript has a single exon. The coding region runs from base 49 to 1071 and encodes 340 amino acids.
UCGGCGCUGGAUCGAUCUGCGAGUGGGGCUGGUGCGGGUGCGGGGAAGAUGCGGGGUGCUCGAAGCCGAAAGCUUGGCGAUGACGGCGCUGAGCCCGGGCCUGGUGUACCGAGCGACUCGGAGAUUGCUGCCCGGGGAGUCGCGGACGAUGAUAAUGUGGCUGUGGGUGGCGAUGAGUUGCCGGGCAGCAUCGCCGGUGGUGAUGCUGGUGGUGGCGACAACAACGACGAGAGCGGCGAGGCCAAGUUCCACUACUUUACCUACGCCACCCACCGUGGCUCGGACGAUCUGUUUUGCAAGGCGCUGAGCUCGGCAUGGCACGCAAGAGUGCCGCUCCAGAUCCUGGGCUGGGGCACGCGGUGGACCGGGCUCGCCGACAAGCUCAAGGGCGUGCAGCUCGCGCUGGAAGCCCUUCCGCCGCACGACAUCUUUGUCUUUGUCGACGCGUACGAUGUGCUGUUUGUCGAGAAUGUCGACGUUCUUCAGGAGGCGUACGUGGCGGCGAUGGCGCAGUACGCCCGCGAGGCUGAUCUGGGCGAUGUGGUGCUCUUUGCCGGCGAGCGUGGGUGCUGGCCGUACAUGGAUGGGCGACCCGAGGGCAAGGAGCUGUGUGAAGUUGUCUAUCCGACCUCGCCCACUCCGUACCGGUAUGUCAAUUCGGGCAUGUGGGCUGGGACUGUGCGCAGCGCGCAGCGGCUAAUGGCGCUGGUUGCGGACGUGCUUGCUGCCGCGCCGGACGGGGCCAACGACCAGGAGAUCAUCUCCGAUCUGUACCUUGCGCGGAUUCCGGGCGUCACCGACUCGCCGAUUGUGCUUGACACCGCGACGUGGCUUUUUAUGUGCCUCCAUCUCUCGCAGACUGAUCUACACAACGACUUGACCAACAAGUUGACUGGUCACAAGCCGGCCAUCCUUCACUUCAACGGCGGCUCCAAGCCGAGCAUGCGCUCGAUUGCCAGCGCACUUCCGACUCCGCGCUCAGAAGCGCCCGAGUUUGAUCUCGCCUCCAUCGCCGCGGACGGCGGCCUGGAGCUCACCCGCGCCUCCCUGGCUGACCUCUGCAGGCCGUAG